CACACUCAUGCAUUCUUGUCAAGUCAUCUUGUGAAAGGCUGCCUGCUUCCAGCUUGGCUUGGAUGUGCAACCUUAAUAAAACUCACUGAGGUCUGGGAGAAAAUAGCAGAUCUGCAGCAGAUAGGGUAGAGGAAAGGGUCUAGAAUAUGUACACGCAGCUGAUUCAGGCAGGCUACACGCUGAACGGUUACACUGAGAGGAAACCAUAAAUCUCAGCUACUAUGCAAUAAAUAUCUCAAGUUUUAACUAAGGAAACUAUCUUUACAGUGAAAUUUAAAAAAUAACAUUUUAGAACAAAGCUAACAAAUGGCUAGUUUUCUGUGAUUCUUCUACAAAAACUUUCUUUGAGAGGGGAAAAAGUCAAACAAACAAGCAGUUUUACCUGAAAUAAAGAACUAGUUUAAAGGUCAGAAGAAAGGAGCAAGUUUUGCGAGAGGCACGGAAAGAGAGUGCUGGCAGUACAAUGACAGUUUUCCUUUCCUUUGCUUUCCUCGCUGCUAUUCUGACUCACAUAGGGUGCAGCAACCAGCGCCGAAGUCCAGAAAACGGUGGGAGAAGAUAUAAUCGGAUUCAACAUGGGCAGUGUGCCUACACUUUCAUUCUUCCAGAACACGACGGGAACUGUCGUGAGAGUACGACAGACCAGUACAACACAAACGCUCUGCAGAGAGAUGCUCCACACGUGGAACAGGAUUUCUCUUCCCAGAAACUUCAACAUCUGGAGCAUGUGAUGGAAAAUUAUACUCAGUGGCUGCAAAAAAUUGAGAACUACAUUGUGGAAAAUAUGAAGUCGGAGAUGGCUCAGAUACAGCAGAAUGCAGUUCAGAACCACACCGCCACCAUGCUCGAGAUAGGGACCAGCCUCCUCUCUCAGACCGCAGAGCAGACCAGAAAGCUGACAGAUGUUGAGACCCAGGUACUAAAUCAAACUUCUCGACUUGAAAUACAACUGCUGGAGAAUUCAUUGUCAACAUACAAGCUAGAGAAACAACUUCUUCAACAGACAAAUGAAAUCCUAAAGAUUCAUGAGAAAAACAGUUUAUUAGAACAUAAAAUCUUUGAAAUGGAGGGAAAGCACAAGGAAGAAUUGGACACCUUAAAGGAAGAAAAAGAGAAUCUUCAAGGCUUGGUUACUCGUCAAACAUAUAUAAUCCAGGAACUGGAGAAACAACUGAACAGAGCCACCACCAAUAACAGUGUCCUUCAGAAGCAGCAGCUGGAGCUGAUGGACACAGUGCAUAACCUUGUCAACCUCUGCACUAAGGAAGGUGUUUUACUAAAGGGAGGAAAAAAAGAGGAAGAAAAGCCAUUUAGAGACUGUGCAGAUGUAUAUCAAGCUGGUUUUAAUAAAAGUGGAAUCUACACUAUUUAUAUUAAUAAUAUGCCAGAACCCAAAAAGGUAUUUUGCAAUAUGGAUCUCAAUGGGGGAGGUUGGACUGUAAUACAGCAUCGUGAAGAUGGAAGUCUAGAUUUCCAAAGAGGUUGGAAAGAAUAUAAAAUGGGUUUUGGAAAUCCCUCUGGUGAAUAUUGGUUGGGGAAUGAGUUUAUUUUUGCCAUAACCAGUCAGAGGCAGUACACACUAAGAAUCGAGUUAAUGGACUGGGAAGGAAACCUAGCCUAUUCACAAUACGACAGAUUCCACAUAGGAAAUGAAAAGCAAAAUUACAGGUUGUAUUUAAAGGGUCACACUGGGACAGCAGGAAAACAGAGCAGCCUGAUCUUACACGGUGCUGAUUUCAGCACUAAAGAUGCUGAUAAUGACAACUGCAUGUGCAAAUGUGCCCUCAUGCUAACAGGAGGCUGGUGGUUUGAUGCUUGUGGCCCAUCCAAUCUAAAUGGAAUGUUUUAUACAGCGGGGCAGAACCACGGAAAACUGAAUGGAAUAAAGUGGCAUUACUUCAAAGGGCCCAGUUACUCCUUACGUUCCACAACUAUGAUGAUUCGACCUUUGGACUUUUGAAGGCACAAUGUCAAAAGCAAUUUAAAAGGCCACCAAGAAAUCUGGAGAAGCCACCAGAUGAGAAACUACUUGGAAACUUCUGAAGCAAACAAUAUUGUCUCCCUUCCAGCAACAAGUAGCAGUUAUGUGAAGUCACCAAGGUUCUUGACUGUGAAUUUGGAACCUUUUGAUUUCACAAAAGCCUCUCCUUGGGGUGACUGUGUUCAUAUGGCUUGACUAUAGAGAAUGCCACUCACUGUCAUGCUUUAAAAAGGGAAGAAACUGUUCAGCUCGCUGUGCUUCAAACUACUACUGGAUCUUAUUACAGAACUAUAGUAACCAGAUGAUAAAUAUGGUUUAUUUCACGUAAAACCGAAGAAAAGAAGAUGAACAACAAGAACAAAAAGAGUAUACGUGAAGAAUAAAAACAGGCCUGCCAUAAUCCUUUGGGAAAGAUGUGUUACACCAGUGAAAUGGUGUUAUUUCUCUGCAAACCUGCUAACAAUAAGUUUGUACUGUUGCACAAUUUUAAUAAAAGUUUAGGAAGAACAGCAUUGCCCUCUGAGUUGGUUAAAUGGAUUUCAGAAGCCUAAUUCCUAAAUCAUACUUACUAGUUGAUUUCAGUUAACCCGUCUUCAAAUGUAAAUUCCAUUUUGGUAAACUAUAAAGAAUUAUAGUGCCUGAAGAACAGCAGUGUGAGGUAGAAAUACACUCCAUUACUCUUUGAUAUUUUUGGUACAGUUUUCAGAAAAAAUGGACAUAAUCAAGUAUGGACAUAUAAGGUGAAAAAUGAUCCCCCCCAUGCUACAGUUUUCAUUUACUUUAGAAACUGACUGAUAUAUAAAUAUGUUUAUAGCCUGAGUAAAGUUUAAAGAAUGUGAAAUAUAUCAUCAAGCCCUUAAAAUAAU
Eubalaena glacialis (North Atlantic right whale) is the source of this 2847-nucleotide messenger RNA. RefSeq names its product angiopoietin 1 (gene ANGPT1). Lineage: Eukaryota; Metazoa; Chordata; Mammalia; Artiodactyla; Balaenidae. The coding region runs from base 464 to 1960 and encodes 498 amino acids. The record is from RefSeq and is a predicted model, not a curated record. Gene Ontology annotation, molecular function: receptor tyrosine kinase binding. The transcript has 9 exons. Gene Ontology annotation, biological process: Tie signaling pathway; angiogenesis.